Molecule: messenger RNA, 5148 nt
Organism: Colletotrichum godetiae
Lineage: Eukaryota; Fungi; Ascomycota; Sordariomycetes; Glomerellales; Glomerellaceae
Product: DNA polymerase family B
Exons: 2
Coding region: 1-5148 (1715 amino acids)
Biological process (GO): error-prone translesion synthesis; double-strand break repair via homologous recombination
Cellular component (GO): zeta DNA polymerase complex; nucleus
Molecular function (GO): nucleotide binding; DNA-directed DNA polymerase activity; DNA binding
Source: RefSeq, a predicted model, not a curated record
AUGGACCUCUUCCGUGUUCGGCUGAACUGCAUCGACCACUACCAGGCGACGCCGACGCAUUACGAUCCCCAAUUACGGAAUGAUGUCGGUCCUGCACAGGCGAAGAAGGGCCCCAAGGUUCCAGUCGUGAGGAUUUUUGGAUCGACAGAGACGGGACAGAAAGUUUGCGCUCAUAUCCAUGGCGCCUUCCCAUACGUCUACGUCGAGUAUCGCGGCAGCUUAGAGCCCGAAGAUGUGGGCGCAUACAUCUAUCGACUUCAUCUUUCCAUUGAUCAUGCCUUGGCUGUCAGCUAUCGACGUGAUCAAUUCGGAGAAAAUGCAAAGUUCGUCGCCCGCAUCACCCUUGUCAAAGGGGUGCCGUUCUACGGCUUUCACGUUGGAUACCGCUUCUUCCUGAAGAUCUACAUGUUCAAUCCUAUCGUCAUGACAAGAUUGUCCGACUUGCUUCAACAAGGCGUCAUUCUCAAGCAGAAGUUUCAACCCUACGAAGCCCAUCUCCAGUACCUACUACAGUUCAUGACCGACUACAAUCUGUACGGGUGUGGCUACUUGGAUGUAUCUGAUGUAUACUUCAGAGACCCUAUCCCUUCGUUUGAGAAAGAAGGAAACUCCCAACACCUCUGGCAUGAUCGGACGAUUCCCAAGACUCGAGUCCUCGAUGGCUUGACUCUACCGAGGGUCAGUCACUGCUCCAUCGAGGUAGACAUUUGCGUCCAACACAUCACCAACCGACGAAUGGUGAAGGAGCGCCGGCUCCACCACGACUUUGUUGAGCGUCUUAAACCACUCCCAGAAGAUUUCAAGCUUGUUUACAGUAUGGCUGGCCUGUGGAAGGACGAGACUCGUCGCCGCAAGUUGAAAAUGCCAAAUGCAGAUCCAGGAAGCAGCCCCUUUCCUGCAGAAGUUUUGGUGUCAAUGUCUGCAAAUAAGCGCGACUCGCAACCGCAAGGGUGGAUUCACGAGGAAGAGUACAAAGAAGAAGUCGCAAAGCUCAUCGAAAGCGAAAAGGGGUUGGAAGAGUCCGCGCCGCCGAGCUUUGAGACCUUUGUGGACCAUUCGCCGCUGGAGGCUGCCGUGAAGACUGCACUCCAGUCAGUAGAGGAUUUAUAUCCAUCCAACCUUUUGCCGGCCCUCGGAUUACCGUCAAAUCAUGUACCAACAAACAAGAAUCCGGCCAGCAGUAUUGAGGUUGACGAGCAAGGCGUACUCAAUCUCGGAGUUGAUGAUUACGACCCUUAUCCAGCCGAUUCUGACGAAGAGGCUCUUAUUCAAAUGGGCGAGCCGAUGACGAGGCAGGACGGUCAAAUUAAAGGCCCUGGCAUCAAGGGAAGGCCAUCUGUCACUAGUGAUACUGGAUCCAGAAGCGAACCUGCCGCUGUCGACCCGACAAUCAAGAUCAUCAACGGGCUGGGGAUGCAAUACGAAGGCGUCUGUGCCAGCAGGUUGAAGACCGGCAACCCACCAGUGGUGCCGGUUUGGGACGAUCUGCUCGAUAUGGCUGAACAAGAAGGGCUCGUGUCCAAACUCAGCGAGCCAUCAAUCUUAGGUCAUUGCCGCACGGAAUCGGUCAAGCGAUCUAUAUCUCCACAUGCGACAGUGUCUUCUAACAAACGCCCAAGAACCGAGCUUCCAGUAUCUCCCGUGUCCAAUACGGUGACGCCCAAACGGUCGCUCAAAGGCAUCCUAAGCAAUAGCCCAGCUUCCGAGAAGCAUCAGGUCACGAUGUUGCCCCCAAAUUCUCAAGACAAGCCACGAUCAUCUCAGAAUGCAGGCUCCAAGUCCGCGGCCAACCACUUGUUGGGUUUUCCAGUGGUCAAAAGCCAGGAGGACCCGGGCACGAAGCUUCGAUUGAGUCAGAUGAGCCAGCCCCGAGCUUCGCAACAAGCUGAAAAGGAUUCCCAAAAACAUGUUUCCUUCAGUCUAGCGCCCGAAGAGACACGAAGCAAGCCCAUACCGAUUACUCCAGCAAAGAAGGUUCGAAUCGCUACUCCAGAAACCGACUCAACAGGGACCGAAACAGGAACGGAAACAAUGCUCCAUCGGAUUCAGACAGCGGUCGGAUCCUUCUCCGCAAAGCGUCAGUGUGUGAUUGGAGUCCUGCCACCGGCUCCCAAACUUAUCACGUCGACAAUGAAGGACUUGCAGAUUCCCGACAUGAUUUACCAAGAUGCCUACUACAGCGAAGAAAAGGACGUCCCGGCUCGUCCCAGAGAGUAUGCCGGCCGAGAAUUCCGGCUCGAGAGCAACACUCUGCCCUAUCUGGCGGAAUUUGACCCAACUGGGACAUCUGCCGCCAGCAUGGGCAUUAAAUCAGACACACCCAUUGAUAAGGCCAAGAACGACGUGCGUUACAACGCCCAAGCAAGCUUGUGUUCAUACCGAAGCUGGGAGAUAGCUCAACCGCCGCCAAGCGUCAAAGAAGUUCAAGAUUGGUGGAACAAGAAGCAUCCCGUACAGAAAGAGCGAAAAAGCGUUAGGGCAAAGAUCACGGGCACCCCUCAAGCUACAAGACGCAACCUCUCCCAGAUUGACGGGCCUACCCCGAAAAACAAGCAUGGCUUCAAGUACUCGCCCAAGAAAAAAUCGACCAGCGUCAAGCAUGAGGCGCAGUACAUGAGUACUAUGGCCCUCGAGGUUCACGUCAACACGAGAGGCAAAUUUGUUCCCAAUCCCGACGAGGAUGAGGUCCAGUGUAUAUUCUGGUCUAUCAAAGCAGAUGGCACCGCCAGCAGCAGUCAGGAAGCUUCAGGGGGUAUAAUUGCUGGUGUUGUUGUCUUAUCGCCAGACGGAUCCCUGGCCCAGAGGAUGCGGCGGUAUGUUUCCGCAGAGGUCAUUGAGGAAUCGUCUGAGCUCGAUGUCAUGGUUCGCAUGGUACAAAUUGUCAGAGACCACGAUCCUGAUAUCCUGACAGGGUAUGAGGUUCAUGGCAGCUCGUGGGGUUAUCUCAUCGAACGAGCCCGAGUAAAGUACGAUUACGACCUAUGUGACGAGUUUUCUCGUAUGAAGAGUAACUCUCACGGCCGCAUCGGAAAAGAAAACGAUCGAUGGGGCUUCAACACAACAUCGACGAUCCGCGUGACUGGCAGACACAUGAUCAACAUUUGGCGAGCCAUGAGGGGAGAAUUAAAUCUGCUUCAGUAUACCAUGGAGAACGUCGUCUGGCACGUUUUGCACCGCCGCAUUCCUCACUACUCCUGGAGAACCCUGACACAGUGGUACAACAGCAGUAGACAGAGGGAUCUCGAUAAGCUGACGCGCUACUAUUUGACACGAACGAGGAUCGACAUUCAGAUAUUGGAGUCAAACGAACUCAUCCCGCGAACAAGUGAGCAGGCCAGACUUUUAGGAGUGGACUUCUUUUCGGUCUUCUCUCGCGGUUCUCAGUUCAAGGUCGAGUCCAUCAUGUUCAGGAUUGCGAAGCCCGAGAACUUCAUGCUAAUUUCCCCCAGUCGGAAGCAAGUCGGCGGCCAAAACGCCCUUGAAUGUCUCCCGCUGGUGAUGGAGCCUCAAAGCGACUUCUACAACAGCCCGCUAUUGGUACUCGACUUUCAGAGUCUGUACCCUAGUGUCAUGAUUGCUUACAACUUAUGCUACUCGACAUUCCUCGGCAGGAUUGUCAAUUGGCGGGGGAUGAACAAGAUGGGCUUCACCGAGUAUCAGAGACACAAGAGGCUGCUGGAGCUCCUCAAGGACCAUAUCAACAUCACACCCAACGGGAUGAUGUACGUCCGGCCUGAGAUUCGGAAAUCUCUCCUGGCAAAGAUGCUUGGCGAGAUUUUGGAGACCAGAGUCAUGGUCAAGAGCGGGAUGAAGCAAGACAAGGACGACAAAACAUUGCAGGCGCUGCUGAAUAACAGGCAGUUGGCGCUGAAGCUUUUGGCCAACGUCACCUACGGAUACACAUCGGCAUCUUUCUCCGGCCGUAUGCCUUGUUCUGAGAUUGCCGACAGUAUAGUUCAGACAGGUCGCGAGACGCUCGAGCGAGCAAUUGCGUUUAUUCAUUCACAGGAGCAAUGGGGCGCGGAGGUCGUCUAUGGCGAUACGGACAGUCUGUUCGUGUACCUCAAGGGCCGGACCAAGGAUCAGGCGUUUGACAUUGGCAACGAGAUUGCCAAAGCCAUCACUGAUAUGAACCCUAGGCCGAUCAAGCUCAAGUUUGAAAAGGUCUAUCACCCGUGUGUUCUCCUGGCGAAGAAGCGCUACGUGGGUUACAAGUACGAAAGCAAGGAUCAAGUCACGCCCGAGUUCGACGCCAAAGGCAUUGAGACGGUGAGGCGUGAUGGCACGCCGGCAGAGCAAAAGAUUGAAGAGAAGGCCCUCAAGCUGCUGUUUGAAACGGCGAACCUCAGCGAGGUCAAGGCCUACUUCCAGAAGCAGUGCGAAAAGAUCAUGCGCGGGUCCGUCUCGGUGCAGGACUUUUGUUACGCGAGGGAGGUGAAGCUCGGCACUUACAGCGAUAAGGGCCCGCCGCCACCGGGGGCGCUCAUCAGCACCAAGAAGAUACUCGAAGACGCACGCGCCGAGCCGCAGUACGGAGAACGAGUGCCGUACGUCGUUAUCACGGGGGCCCCGGGGGCGCGCCUGAUCGACCGGUGCGUAGCGCCCGAGGACCUCCUCAACGACUCGCAUUCGCAGCUGGACGCGGAAUACUACAUCUCCAAGAACCUCAUCCCGCCGCUCGAAAGAAUCUUCAACCUGGUGGGCGCCAACGUGCGGCAGUGGUACGACGAGAUGCCCAAAGUGCAGCGGAUCCGGCGGGUGGACCAGACGCUCGGGGCGGCUGGAGGGCUCGGCAGCAAGAAGACGCUGGAGUCGUACCUCAAGUCGGCGUCGUGCAUCUCGUGCAAUAUCAAGAUGCAGGUGGAGGGCGUGCUGUGCGGCAAGUGCCAGCAGGAUGCUCCCUCGUCGUUAUUCAACCUGCAGACGCGACUCAAGGACGAGGAGAGGAAGUACAUGGACGUGGUGAGGAUCUGCCGGAGCUGCUCGGCCCUACCGGCGGCGGAUGAGGUGCCGUGCGAUAGCAAAGACUGUCCCGUGUUUUACUCGCGGGUCAAGCAGGGCGCGCGGCUCAAGACGGAGAAGAGCGCGCUGGAACCUGUUAUUCGGGAGUUGGUCGCAAAGGCUGGGAGAGCCGCGUUGGAGUGGUGA